AAGAUGGUGUUCCAGCCAGUACUGCCAAUGCAACCGUUUAUGUGUCAACUCCAGAAUCUGUAACAGAAGCUGCGAACGCAUCAACUCUGCAAGCAACGACGUCGCAAGCAUCAACGCUGACAACACCUACAAUCAGAGCUACAAAUGAAUCCAUCACAAGCAGCACCACACCUUCUUCAACUAAUGCUACGCAACGAAUAACAGAAGGAACUACAACACAACCACCAGUAAAAGCGACCACUACAGCAGCAAAUAAAAGUGACAGCACAACAAACGCUACACAAGCAAGUGGAACACAGUUGGCACAAAAUGAGACUUUGGAGGCUUCUUCUACUAAGGGAUGGUGGUCUUCUUCUACAGUCUCUCUACAAAAAAACACUUCUGUUCCUGGAACCUCAGGCUCUCACGUGAGCUCCCUGACAGAAUCGACAAAUUUUGGCAGUUUUGGAAACAAGAAGGAGCUAGAGAGUGCUAUCCACUAUUCUAGCGUUAUCUUGCCGAUUGUCAUCACCUUGAUAGUCAUUACCCUUUCUGUCUUCUCACUGGUGGCUUUGUACAGAAUGUGCCAGAAGAAAACUCCAGAGAGACAAGAGAACAGCACUGAACAGGCCCAAUCAGAUAAAGAAGGAGUGAAACUUCUUUCUGUGAAGACAACUUCUCCUGAGACUGGUAGAAAACCUUGA
This is a messenger RNA of Tauraco erythrolophus (red-crested turaco), 683 nucleotides long. Lineage: Eukaryota; Metazoa; Chordata; Aves; Musophagiformes; Musophagidae. The record is from RefSeq and is a predicted model, not a curated record.